CGGGGCUCGGGGAGGGGGUGGGCGGAGAGACAGCGGCGGCGGUUCCCGGGGCUCCCGCUGCUCCGGCAUCCCCGAUUCUCCUGGGCUCCCGCUUCUCCCACUAUCCCUGCUGCUCCCGGUAUCUCCGUUUCUCCCGCGUCUCCGCUUUUCCCGGUGGCUCCUGCUGCUCCCGGUAUCCCCGCUUCUCCCAGGAUCCCCGGUUCCCGGUAUCCCCGGUGCUCCCCGUGCUCCCAGGCCCCCGGGGGCUCCUGCUUCUCCCGGGGUCCCGUUUAUCCCGGUUUCCCUGUUCCCCGUAUCCCCGCUUCUCCCGGAUCCCGGUGGCUCCUGCUGCUCCCGGGGUCCCGUUUAUCCCGGGUUCCCUGUUCCCCGUAUCUCCGCUUCUCUCGGCUCCGGGUGGCUCCUGCUGCUCCCAGGGUCCCCGCUUCUCCCGGUGCUCCCCCUUCUCCCGGGGUCCCCGGUAUCCCCGCUGUUCCCGGUAUCCCCGCUGCUCCCGGUAUCCCCGGGCUCGGGAUCCCCCCCGGAUUCACACCGGCUGCGGGAGGCGCCGCUCGGCGGACGGGGAGGACUCGGAACCGGCAGGCGUUGAGCUCCCCCCACUCCCCCCAAAAAAGCUCAUUUUCGCCGCUUUCUGCUGGCUGACGAGCCCAGGGUGCCACCAGACAGGAGCCAGAGAUGACUAAGGAAGAAGAUCUACCAGACUGGAACUCAUCCAAGGAGUUUUAUGAAAAAUAUGAGCCGAAAGAAGUCUUAGGCAGGGGGGUGAGCAGUGUUGUCCGUCGGUGCAUUCACAAAACCACUCGGCAGGAGUUUGCUGUGAAGAUUAUCGACAUCACAGCGGGUAACAUAUCCCCCAAGGAGGUGCAGGAACUGCGGGAAGCCACCGCCAAAGAGAUCGACAUCCUCCGGAAAGUCUCAGGCCACCCCAAUGUCAUUCAGCUGAAGGACAGCUAUGAAUCCAACACCUUCUUCUUCUUGGUGUUUGACCUGAUGAAGAGAGGGGAGCUCUUCGACUACCUCACUGAGAAAGUCACCUUAAGUGAGAAGGAAACCAGGAAGAUCAUGCGGGCGCUACUGGAAGUGAUCCAGUACCUCCACUCCAUCAACAUUGUCCACCGGGACCUGAAACCGGAAAACAUCCUUCUGGAUGAUGACAUGAACAUUAAGCUGACAGAUUUUGGCUUCUCCUGCCAGCUGCACGAGAAUGAGAAACUCAAAGAGAUCUGUGGCACACCUGGUUACCUGGCCCCCGAAAUCCUGCAGUGCUCCAUGGACGAUGAGCACGAAGGCUACGGGAAGGAGGUUGAUAUGUGGAGCACCGGUGUGAUCAUGUACACCUUGCUGGCCGGCUCGCCUCCCUUCUGGCAUCGCAAGCAGAUGCUGAUGCUGCGGAUGAUCAUGAAUGGGGACUACCAGUUUGGCUCCCCGGAGUGGGACGACCGCUCAGACACCGUCAAGGACUUGAUCUCCAGGUUCCUGGUGGUGGACCCGCAGCAACGGUACACAGCUGGUGAGGCGCUGGCCCACCCCUUCUUCCAGCAGUAUGACGUGGAGGAGGUCCGGCACUUCAGCCCCUUCCGGAAAUUCAGGGUGAUCGGCUUAACCGUCCUGGCGUCGGUCCGUAUCUACUACCAGUACCGUCUGGUCAAGUCGGUCACCAGGGAGCUGGUGGUGCGGGACCCGUACGCGCUGAAGCCCGUCCGCAAGCUGAUCGACGCCUGCGCCUUCAGGACCUACAGGCACUGGGUGAAGAAGGGGGAGGCGCAGAACAGAGCUGCUCUCUUUGAGAACACCUGCAAGGCCAUUUUGCUGACCUUGGCAGCCGAGGAAGGGUUGUUUUGAUGGCCGAUGAGUUUGCUCAGAGUUAAGGCGAGUAAAGUUUUUGAACACCGACUGGUGAUUUCUUUUGCUUUUCCUUAGAGAUAUGGCUCCCUCAGGUCAGGUAAAUGCAAACCCAGCAGACAACUGUGAUUUGUCCCCAGGGUGUGUUCUGCUCUAAGGGAUGGGUUUGGAGAAGCUGCUUCUAAUAGAGCCGUAACCAACUGCAGCUCCAAGUGCGCUUGGAGCCACAAAGCUGCUUGGGAAGAGGCUCAGCUCAGCCCUGGAGCAGGACGUUUUGGGGCAAUCGCUGGUGGCGGAGGGAUGAGCAAUACCCAAAGGGGUGUCCUCACCCUCUGCAUGCUCUCCGGGCUCCUGGUCCUGUCAGGUUUGGUGGUAUCGCUCCUGCAUGGCUGGUUUGUAGCUUUUAUGCUGGUUAUAACACCUGGGAGAGUUGGGUCACUGGUUUGUGCGUCUGUGCACUUAGGAAUGAGCACGCGUGUCAUUUUGUCACUGUUUAAGGGACAAUAAAGUUGCCUUAUUUUACUUUUG
This is a messenger RNA of Cuculus canorus (common cuckoo), 2367 nucleotides long. RefSeq names its product phosphorylase kinase catalytic subunit gamma 1 (gene PHKG1). NCBI's taxonomy places the organism in Eukaryota, Metazoa, Chordata, Aves, Cuculiformes, Cuculidae. The record is from RefSeq and is a predicted model, not a curated record. Gene Ontology annotation, cellular component: phosphorylase kinase complex. Gene Ontology annotation, molecular function: calmodulin binding; phosphorylase kinase activity; ATP binding. Bases 673 to 1839 code for a protein of 388 amino acids. Gene Ontology annotation, biological process: glycogen biosynthetic process; protein phosphorylation. The transcript is spliced from 10 exons.